Messenger RNA from Aspergillus vadensis CBS 113365, 768 nucleotides. RefSeq names its product NAD(P)-dependent oxidoreductase. Lineage: Eukaryota; Fungi; Ascomycota; Eurotiomycetes; Eurotiales; Aspergillaceae. The transcript is spliced from 3 exons. The record is from RefSeq and is a predicted model, not a curated record. Bases 100 to 768 code for a protein of 222 amino acids.
CUACUUAAGACGAAACGAGAAUACACCAGACAUAUUCCUCCUGAUCCUGUCAUCUCUACACUACUCAAGGCAACCCUUCAAUAAUCACAACAUAACAUCAUGCGCGUUCUUGUGAUUGGCGGAAGUGGACGGUGUGGAAAGCUCGUCAUCGACGACCUGCUGAGUCGCGGCCACCAAGUUACCACGUUGGCCCGCAAGCCCGAAUCACUGGGUGGAGCUCGUGCCGGGCUAAAAGUCGUCCAAGGAACCCCCACCGAACUGGAGGAUGUCCGUGCCGCGUUCCAAGCCGACAUACCAGAUGUGGUAAUUGUGACACUCAACGCCCCACGGGCCAGCGACAGCCCCUUUGCGGCGCCAAUCUCACCUCCUCGACUGAUGACGGACUGCAACAACAAUGUGCUGGCAGCGAUGAAGGAGUUUGGAGUACGCAAAACGGUCAUCCUGCAGGCGUUUGGCGUUGGGGAAUCGUGGGACAACAUGCACUGCGUGCUGCGGCUGCUGAUGAAGAAGUCCAACAUGUCGUAUCAGUAUGACGAUCACAACGCGACGGCCAAGGCAGUGCAGGCCAGUGGACUGGACUAUGUGAUGGUGCGACCGUCGCGGCUGGUGGAGACGCCCGAUGCCAACCAGCCGGUCAAAGUGUGGCCGGAUCAUGGCAAGGGAGUGCCCAUGAUGGCCAGCACCAGUCGGAUCACGGUGGCCCGCUGGUUGGUGGAUGCUGCUGAGACCAACAAAUGGGAUAACACGGCACCAGUGAUCACCAACUAG